This is a messenger RNA of Cyclopterus lumpus (lumpfish), 707 nucleotides long. RefSeq lists its product as uncharacterized. NCBI's taxonomy places the organism in Eukaryota, Metazoa, Chordata, Actinopteri, Perciformes, Cyclopteridae. The transcript is spliced from 5 exons. The record is from RefSeq and is a predicted model, not a curated record. Bases 54 to 707 code for a protein of 217 amino acids.
CAUGAACUUCAGGGGGAACGUUAGAUUUGAGUUUGGUUUUAAAAAAGUUCAAGAUGCUCUGGCGGUGCUUUAUCUGCUGCGUUUUUAUUUAUUUUUCAUUGAAACUGUUAUUGAGCCAUAUCAAUCGACAGCACAGUCGCAGCCCUGAUUUCAGGUUGCUCUGUGGUAUUGACGGAUGUACUGAGGAAUAUCGAGUGUACAACUCCUUCUACCAUCAUGUAAAGAGAAGACACUCUCAACACCUUCUUGAAGGCACCAGACCAGGUGACGGCACUCAAGAAGGUGAACAUCCACUGGAGGAAAGCCAAGUACUGCCACAACAAGACAACAUUCAACCCGAUCAGCUUCUAGCCAACUCCAGCAUCACUGAUCACCAACUCCAUGACUCAGAUGAAGGGCAAAUGGGCAUUGACCAAGGUGGAGCUGUCACAGUUCAACAAGAUUUGACAACACAUGCCACUGCCUUCGUGAUAAAUGCUCGAGCCAAGCAUCGUCUCUCACAGAUGCCCAUCAGUGGCCACCUGUACAGGCCAAUCCGGCUGCACCUUGGUUCCAGAAGGCCAGCUAGCCAAUCAGCUGAGUGGGCCGUUAUAAAAGGGAGAAGGCCUGAAGAGUUCAGGGGUGUCUUUUGUUUCAAUGUGCAGUGUGACACUGCUAGAGGUGCAAGUUUGCGAGAUGUCUGCACUCUGCCUUUAAACGAGGACUGA